AUGGUAAAAACCAUGGCUUUAACCCAAAUGGCAUUAGAUUCAUUAGACUUUGACGCAACCGUUGCAUUAGCAACUGCAGUUGCUCCACACGUGGACAUUCUUGAAAUCGGUACACCAUGCAUCAAGCACAACGGUAUCAAAUUGCUUGAAACAUUACGUGCUAAAUUCCCAAACAACAAAAUCUUAGUUGACUUGAAAACUAUGGAUGCUGGUGAGUAUGAAUCAGAGCCAUUUUACAAAGCGGGUGCGGACAUCUGUGUAGUUUUAGGCGUAUCUGAUAUUGGUACAAUCAAAGGUGUAAUUAAAGCGGCAAACAAAUACGGCAAAAAAGCACAAGUUGACUUAAUCAACGUUGCUGACAAAGUUGCUAAAACUAAAGAAGUAGCUGCUGCUGAUAAAUUAACCAGCAUUUUGGCCGAAACUGACAAUUCAAAAUCAGCUGAACUAUUAAAGUUGGUUGAAGGUGCAGGCCGCACAUUUAUUGGGGGUGCUGGCCGAUCAUUGCUAGUUUCACGCUUCUUUGCUAUGCGCUUAGUACAUUCGGGCUACAAUGUGAGCAUGGUGGGUGAAGUGGUAACGCCAGCGAUUAAAGCAGGUGAUUUGUUGAUUUUAGUAUCAGGCUCAGGUGGCACAGAAACUUUAUUGCCAUUUGUGAAAAAAGCCAAAUCAGUUGGUGCAAAAUUAGCCGUUAUAUCAAUGAAAAAAUCUUCAGCUAUGGCAGAUGUUGCUGACUUGGUUAUUCAAAUUGGUAAUGACAAUAGUUUCCCGCUCACCAAAGGCAUGCCUAUGGGCUCACAAUUUGAAUUAUCAACUUUAAUCUUCUUAGAAGCGACCAUUGCAGAUUUGAUUUUUGCAAAAGGUUUAACUGAAGAA
This is a messenger RNA of Darwinula stevensoni, 873 nucleotides long. The record is from the annotation of a GenBank genome assembly. Lineage: Eukaryota; Metazoa; Arthropoda; Ostracoda; Podocopida; Darwinulidae.